AUGAGUAGUGCAGUUACUAGGGCAGGUUAAAAGGUACUUGAUUUAACUUUUAAGAUAGUGGAAAGAGUUUUGGGGUUAACAGAUAACAAAGAAUACCUAAUUGGAAGACAAGAAGAGUGAAGCUUACGAAUUAAACAAUUAUUUUUAAAUGGCUGAAAGAACAUUGGUUACAAUCAGCUAAUGUCAUUAAUGUAUCAUUUAAUGUAAUGAAGAAUUAUAAAUACAAUACAAUCAAUUUGCAAUGAUUGUCACUAAAAUAUUUGAGCAUGAAAUAGGAUCUAAUAAAUUAAUUGCGACUAAUCUUGUGAAGAUGUUCCAAAAGAUAUCAGAAUUACACGGGGAGAAGGUUACACCUGUUUACUAGUUGAAACUUGAAUUGAAGCCAUGGUUUGACACUAUGGAAUAGAUAAAGAUCUUAUUGGAGAGAUAUUAGGAGGAUAGGUUGAUUUAUGAUCAUUAUAAGUUAAAAAUUAAAGAGUUGUAAAAUAGUAAGGAUUCAGAUAAGAUCAAUAGAGUAUGAAUUAUUAUUUAAUUUAGAAUGAAAGAAAGUUAGAAAAGGCAACUACAGCAUAUCAAAAUAUUUGCAUUGACAUGAUUGGUAAAAUGGAUAAUAUAAUCUCAAAUAAAAUAAGGAUGAUGAACGUUGUAUUAUCCUCAAUUAUUAGCAUAGAACACGAUGUUUCUUUGCAAGAGGGUAAACGAUUUUAAGAAUGUUUGGAUUUUGAUAAAGAAUUUUCAAAUGGUAACACAAUUAAAUCUGUUUAACCAGAAAAUUAAGAAUAAGAAAAUAACUUUAUAAAUAAAACUAGAAAAUUAUUAAAUUUAUAAUCUGCAUAAGAAGUUCAAUAAAAUGAAAAAUCGCAUCAAGUCAAACAAUAAUAAUUUGGGGAAACCCCUACUCCAAAUCCAGAUACUGAUCCUUUUGAAGAAUUUAAUAGAGUUUCAGCAUAAUUUGCUGGAGAAUUUAAAGAGGAUUCUGAGUCUCCGGCAUUGUGUAAGGAUUAAAAGAAUUUUAAGUUAAACCAAUAAUAAAAACUAUCAUAAAUUUAAUAAUAAUAAGAAUAAGUUUAUUAAACUAUUAAAAAUUAAAGAAAGUAGUUAGAAUAAUCAGAUAUUAAGUAGCCAAAUUAAAAUGAUAUUAAUUAAGGAUUCUCAAAUCCCUUUGUAACAUCCUAAUAGCAAUUACCAUAAUAAUAAUAAUAAUAAUAAUAAUAAUAAUAAUAAUAAUAAUAAUAAUAAUAAUAAUAAUAAUAAUAAUAAUAAUAGUAAUAAUAACAAUAGUAAUAGUAAUAGUAACAAUAGUAAUAGUAACAAUAGUUCUAAUAAUAACAAUAUUAAUAAUAAGAUUUUAGAGUAAGUUAAUCAAUGGUUAUUUAAUCCAAUGUACCUUGGAAUCCUUUUGAUGAAGGUUAAAAUAAUUAGCAAUCAUUUAGAAAAAGUGUUAAAAAUCCAUUUGAUGAUGAAGUUGAUGAUACCUAUGUUUAAUAAUAGUAAAAUCAAAAUCAAUAAUUACAAAUUCAUUCAUAAAUCCUAUCAUCUAGAUCUAAUAAUCCAUUUGCAAAUGAAAAUAAUUAAUAAGCACCUUCAAGAAUGUUUUAAACUUAUUAACCAAGCAACCCAUUUGCUGAUUAUAGUAAUGAGCAUUAAAAGUAGCCAAAUUAAAAUACAUCAAAGAAUCCUUUCAUUUGA
Messenger RNA from Paramecium octaurelia, 1689 nucleotides. The record is from the annotation of a GenBank genome assembly. NCBI's taxonomy places the organism in Eukaryota, Ciliophora, Oligohymenophorea, Peniculida, Parameciidae.